Molecule: messenger RNA, 2313 nt
Organism: Apiotrichum porosum
Lineage: Eukaryota; Fungi; Basidiomycota; Tremellomycetes; Trichosporonales; Trichosporonaceae
Exons: 3
Coding region: 1-2313 (770 amino acids)
Biological process (GO): proteasome-mediated ubiquitin-dependent protein catabolic process
Cellular component (GO): GID complex
Molecular function (GO): protein binding
Source: RefSeq, a predicted model, not a curated record
AUGACAGCGUCCCCGGCACUCCAGACGCUGGUGGGCCGCGUACAAGGUGACCUCCUACACGAGCUCAAGGUACUCAAGAACAGCAUCAUCGGCAACACUUGGAAAAAGGUGGAACAUGCAGGCGAUGACGCUCUGUUGGUCUUCCUCUUGGAACUGCUAGUCGUGCCAGAAGAAGACGAUGCUGUCGGCGCCGACAUUGUAUGCGAAACGGCCGUCAUUAUCGGCGCUCUAUCUAGCGCUGGUGCCCUCACCCUCCGCCCUCUACUCGGCGAGCGUGUCCCGGCCAGGCUGGUGGGCGUGGUUCGUACUCUUCCCGCAAACCACCCUGCCGCGUCACGCAUGCUGCCUCCAAUCCUACGUGGGCUGCGCAAUGUCCUCGGCGCAACAGCAGAUGCAGUGUGGGGCCACAUGUGGGGUGUUGGCGCCGAGCAAAAGGUUGUUGGUACCGGGUUGGUUGGCGAUGAUGUGCUGCGUCCAGCUCGAGUCCGCAAGGGUCGGGCAUCGCAGUGGCGGGCCGAUGCGGUAAGUGCUCUAGGCAUUGUGUUUGAACCUGCAAACCGGACGGCCCUCCUGAGUCUCAUCGACGUCCAUCCAGACAACAACCACAUCCUGUUACCUCUCUACCAGCUCCUCGCGCGUCUUAUUGCCCUUCCUUCCCAUCGCGAGGCAUUUGCUCCAGCCUCGGAGCCGUUCGUUAUCCACCAUCUUCUCGAAACGCUAUGCGACUGCUGGUCUCGUGGCCGCCGACCACAGCCCAGGUUGUUGGAAGCCGCUCUCGACCUGCUCGCCGCUUUGGUCAAGGGCCAGCCCAACAUUGCCACUGUGGUGCGCGAGUGGGACGUGUCGGGCGUCUUGGACCCAGACGACACAGCAGCAGCAACUGGAGUCAUUGGCCUUCUUGUCCAGCUGCUCGAGACCGGUCCACCAGGCGUUCGCAUUGCUGUCGCCAACUGCCUCACAAACAUUAUAAAGGCCGACAAGGGGUUCCACGCCCGUGACCGCGUCACCCUCAACCUCACAAAUUUGAACCUUCUCAAUGUCGUUAUCAAGCUCCUUCGCACCGAGGCCGUAGAAGAACGCGUAAAGCUGUGCUUUGUCCUCGCCGCGCUGGUAUCAGACGACGAACGGCUGCAAAAGGCAGCAGCAGAGCAAGGGUGUCCCACUCAACUGAUUGGCAUGUUGGUUGAGGUGGACGCCGACGAGCUGAGAAGCGAGAUGGGCCACGAGGCCGCGAGUCGGUCACGCGAAGGCGCACUACUCGCCCUGGCGGCCCUGUGUUUCCAGUACGAGCCCACACGCUCUCUCAUCGCCGACGCGUCCCCUCCGGUUCUCCCACUCGUGUGCUCUGCCCUCUCGCACCCCAGCUAUGGCGUCCGCGCCGCUGCAUGCCAGCUUGCCCGUGCUCUCAGUCGCACCGUCGCCAUCCUGCGUACCAGCCUCGUCGACUCGGGCGUCGGCGAAGAGGUUGUCGAGACGCUCAAGCGCGAGGUAGCCCGUCGCCGUGCCGAUGCGGUUGAUGGGCCUGUCGACAGCGAUGUAUGGGACGUGACGGUUGAAGAAGAGCUCGGUGACCGCGCAUGGACCGUCGAAGUGGCGGCGACCGCUACCUUGUCCAACCUUAUUGUCGACUUUUCGCCGCUGCGAUCUAAAUUUGUCGCAUCAGGAGGUAUCGAGCUCCUCGUCGAACUCACAAGUUCGCCGUACGAGCCACUUUCGCUUAAUGCGCUUUGGGGGCUCAAGAAUGUGACAUAUCACGCUUCCGAGGGCAUAAAGGCCGACGUCAUGAACCAGCUGGGUUGGGACGCCAUGCGCACCUUUCUUUCCCGACCGACCGUGACCGUCGUUCGGGCUCAGGCACUCGGUAUCUUGCAAAACUUGACAGAUGUUCAGAACGCAUCCGACUUGAACCGUUGGCUCGAGAGCCUGGGCACCGAUUUCCUGCUCGACGUCCUCGAGCAAGCGAUUGAAGAAGAAGAAGUCCUGGCCGAACCGGCGCUUUACAUUUUAAGCCAGAUUGCCUUGGGAAACGAACGUCACCGGUCGGCCCUGACAGCCCGCGUCGAGCUGCUGGAAACACUCUCAAAAGCCCUCAACUCGCGCAACGACCAGAUCCGUACUCCCGCCUUGCGCACACUCCGCCACUUGAUUGAGAGUAACUCGCGCUCUCAACGUCCCCGCCAAGCCAUCGUCGACCUACUUCAGCCAUACCAUCUCAAAGUCCGUCUGCGCGAGAUUGCAGAAUGUGCACCGAGCAUUACGGUUCGGCAGAGCGCGGUUUCAGUGCUGGACCUCCUCGACCGCGCACGUACUUAA